UUUUAUGGCUGUGGCUGCAACCUUUUCGAGGAGCUUGCUGUCUCCCUUCGGGGAACGUUUCUUGUGUGGAUUUCCGAAACGCAUUUCUCCCCGAGAGAGAAGCGUUGGACUGAGCGGGAUUUUCUUUCAGCCAGGAAAUGGAACAACACCUCGUGAGUUGCCCCGUUUGCUCCCAUGAGCUUCCAGCCCCUUGCAUCAACUCCCACCUGGACAAAUGUUUGCAGGGCAAAGGGGGAGACGAUCCCGUCUCAGAGGGUGGGGGUAACGGCAGCUCCCCGAAGGAGACGGGGAUGGGCCUGCAGCAGCCCUGCAAGAAGAAAAUGCGCCGGUCGAAGUCUCCAGAGGGCGGCAAACGCGAAGAGGAGCCGGGCAGCAGCCUCAACACCCUCCCGGUGUUUUCCCUUUUCCAGAAAGGAAGAGGAUGCUCGGGAGCAGGGGCGCCCCUGAAGGGCGCUGCUGCUGCGUCUCCAUCCCGAGCAGAGAAGCAGCUGCACAGGGAGGAUCCUGGUAUCAGCCCCCGUGCCUCAGUUCCGGAGUUGGGCGGCGAGAAUCUGGCCCAAAAACUCGAAGGGAAGCCCCUGGCGGAUAAGCUGCGGCCGGACACUUUGAGCGACUAUAUGGGGCAGGAUCAAGUGGUGGGAGAACAGACUCUUUUGCGGUCCCUGCUGGAAGCCCACGAAAUCCCUUCCCUCAUUUUCUGGGGGCCGCCCGGCUGCGGCAAGACUACGCUGGCACAUAUUAUAGCAAAAGGCAGCAAGAAGAAAGGUGCAAGGUUUGUGACAUUAUCAGCCACAAGUGCCAAAACCAAUGAUGUCCGUGAAGUUAUCUCCCAAGCCCAAAAUGAAAAGAGACUCUUCAAAAGGAAAACUAUCCUCUUCAUUGAUGAAAUACACCGUUUCAAUAAGUCUCAGCAGGACACCUUCCUACCUCACGUGGAGUGUGGGACCUUGACUCUGAUUGGGGCAACCACAGAAAAUCCUUCGUUCCAGGUCAAUUCUGCACUUCUUAGCCGGUGCCGUGUUAUUGUUCUGGAGAAGCUUUCGGUGGAGGCAAUGGAAGCUAUUCUGAUGAGAGCUCUCAGGUCCCUGGGGAUCCGGAUUUUAAGCCCAGAUGAGCAACACGCUGGCUCAGUGAAUGGCAGCAACAGCGAGAUCUCCGAAUCAUGCAUUUGUAUUGAGAGAAGAGCGGUAAGCACACUUGCCUACCUCUGUGAUGGUGAUGCAAGAACCGGACUGAAUGGACUCCAGAUGGCUAUCCAGGCCCAGUUAACUCAGCUCCCCCAUCAGAAUAACAUGCUUGGCCACACAGCUGAUGGAAUAGUCAUAACAGAGGAUCACGUGAAGGAAGGACUUCAGCGGUCCCACAUUCUGUAUGAUCGAGCAGGUGAAGAACAUUACAACUGCAUCUCUGCCCUUCAUAAAUCUAUGCGAGGCUCAGAUGAAAAUGCUUCUCUUUACUGGCUUGCCCGAAUGCUUGAAGGUGGAGAGGAUCCUCUAUAUGUGGCAAGGCGAUUGGUGAGAUUUGCAAGUGAAGAUAUAGGACUGGCUGAUCCCUUGGCCUUAACGCAAGCCGUGGCUGCUUAUCAGGGCUGCCACUUCAUUGGCAUGCCAGAAUGCGAGGUCAUCCUUGCCCAGUGCGUCAUCUAUUUUGCCAGAGCGCCAAAGUCCAUAGAGGUGUACAGCGCUUAUGGCAAUGUCAAGGCAUGCCUGAGAAACCAUGAAGGACCGCUUCCACCUGUUCCUUUGCACUUAAGGAAUGCGCCAACCAGGCUCAUGAAGGACCUCAGCUACGGAAAAGGAUAUAAAUACAACCCCAUGUAUAAGGAACCCGUUGAUCAGGAUUAUCUGCCUGAGGAACUAAAAGGGGUUGAUUUUUUUAGAGAGAGAAGAAUGUAAUGUUACCCAUUAUUGUCUUUCCCCAGCACUGCACAAACACAUGCACACAAUAUUAAUACUGUGAUUUCUAAGACCUUUAUAUUUCCUGGUCUGACAAGGAUUGAAUCAGGUUGCUCAUAAUAACAUUUGAUACAUGCAUUGGUAAUGACUACAGACUGUUUGGCUGAGGCUGAGCUAGGUUAAGUUUACAUUGUGAAGGGCUAUGAAAGAAAAAAUGGAUGGAAAAAAAUAAUUUAACUGAGAAUUAAAUGCCAUAUUAUUUUUGAUAUUAUAAAAUUUGUAAAUAAAGUUGAUUCUAAAAUUA
This is a messenger RNA of Eublepharis macularius, 2199 nucleotides long. It is a transcript of the gene WRNIP1, whose product is annotated as WRN helicase interacting protein 1. Gene Ontology annotation, molecular function: ATP binding; DNA binding; enzyme activator activity. The record is from RefSeq and is a predicted model, not a curated record. Gene Ontology annotation, biological process: regulation of DNA repair; DNA repair; DNA-templated DNA replication. Bases 138 to 1895 code for a protein of 585 amino acids. Gene Ontology annotation, cellular component: nucleus. The transcript is spliced from 7 exons. Lineage: Eukaryota; Metazoa; Chordata; Lepidosauria; Squamata; Eublepharidae.